CUGACCGAAAGAGGAGGUAACAGGGGCAGCGUAGUACGCGUGCAAGUAAUAAUAGUUUUCUCGUUUCGAAUAUUGAUUGUAGCUUUAGUCCAAGCCAACGAACCCUAACCCAAAUCCCAAAUCCCAAAUCCCAAAUCCCCUUUCAAUCUUUAGAACGGUGGAGAAAGAAGCUUGGUAUGCUAGUGCUCCAUAUCCAUCGCCAGUGAAGGUGAUCAUCCUUGGUGACUGAAAUUACCGGCAUAGCCCACCUCUGCAACUUCACGCCGGCGAAGAAUUCCAGAAAGACAGCUCCAAGUAGACGAAGAGCGGAAGGACAGAGGAAACAAGUAACUGGACUGGUUGAGGUUCAUCUGGAGUGUUUGCGACGUCGGCAAUUCGGAAAAUUCCUUCCAGAGCAUAGAAUGGCGUGGAGAGAGAUUAGGAGAAAGGGUAUCCCUUCCAAUCUCAUAAAAGCAGGUGUCCCUUCCAAUCUCAUAAAAUCUUUGAACUCUACCACUCUAGGCGAUGGAGUGCAAUCGUUAACUGCUAUAUUCGGGAACCUUCCAGAGAUAUAUGUUAGUUCAACAUGCCAAGAUACUGUAAAUGGCAUAAAUUUGGCCAAACAACAAUUAAAGUUUAUUCGGUGUUUUCAUGCAAGCCCACAGCCAUUGGCAAGGAGAAGAAAUGAUGAACAAUAUGGUCUAAAAGCUCCCAAGAAAGAGAAGUUUGUGAAAAAGGAAAAUAGAUCCCAACCACCUGUUGAAGCUCCAUAUGUACCUCCAAAACCAAAGAAAACAGCAAAAUCAUUGCCUGAUAAAACGAUUGACAUCUUUGAAGGCAUGGCUAUUGUAGAGCUUGCCAAGCGUACUGGUGCAUCAGUAUCUUCAUUGCAAGAUAUACUUAUUAAUGUUGGAGAAAAAGUUGACUCUGAGUUUGAUCCCGUCAGCAUUGAUAUUGCAGAACUGGUUGCAAUGGAAGUUGGAGUCAAUGUUAGAAGACUACACUCAAAUGAAGGUGCAGAAGUCCAACCACGACCUGCAGUUGUGACUGUCAUGGGUCAUGUUGAUCAUGGUAAAACAUCUCUCUUAGAUGCUCUACGACAAACCUCCGUGGCAGCCAAGGAAGCUGGAGGUAUAACUCAACAUUUGGGAGCAUUUGUUAUAGAGAUGCCAUCUGGAGCAUCGAUCACAUUCCUUGACACACCAGGCCAUGCUGCAUUUAGUGCAAUGCGGGCAAGAGGUGCAGCAGUCACAGAUAUAGUUGUGCUUGUUGUAGCAGCUGAUGAUGGUGUAAUGCCCCAAACUCUUGAAGCAAUGUCCCAUGCAAAAGCAGCUAAUGUUCCGAUUGUGGUUGCAGUCAACAAAUGCGAUAAACCAGCUGCAGAUCCAGAAAGAGUACGAAUGCAACUUGGUGGAGAGGGCUUGCCACUGGAGGAGAUGGGAGGAGAUGUUCAAGUAGUUGAAGUUUCUGCGGUGCUGAAGACAGGACUAGAUAAACUGGAGGAAGCAUUACUUCUCCAGGCUGAGUUGAUGGAUCUGAAAGCACGUGUUGAUGGGCCUGCUCAAGCAUAUGUAGUGGAGGCAAGGCUUGAUCGUGGACGAGGCCCUUUGGCUACGGCAAUUGUGAAGGCAGGGACCUUGGAAUGUGGGCAAUAUGUGGUUGUGGGGGCAGAGUGGGGAAGGAUAAGGGCUGUUAGGGAUAUGGUGGGAAGGGUGACUGAGAGGGCACAGCCUGCUAUGCCUAUUGAGAUUGAAGGUCUUAGAGGGCUUCCGAUGGCUGGUGAUGAUAUUACUGUUGUGGAAUCAGAGGAAAGAGCAAGAAUGCUUAGCGAGGGAAGGAAAAAGAAAAUGGAGAAAGAUAGGCUUAAAAAGAUUGAUGAAGAAAGGAUAGAAGUUCCUGAUGCAUCAGAAGAGGUGCCUGAGAGAGUUGAGAUGCCAGUGAUUAUUAAAGCAGAUGUGCAGGGUACUGUCCAAGCAGUCACCGAUGCAUUGAAGAGUCUGAAUAGUCCUCAGGUUUUUGUCAAUAUAAUACAUAUUGGAGUUGGCCCAAUCUCUCAGUCUGAUGUCGACUUGGCACAAGCUUGUGGUGCAUGCAUUGUUGGGUUCAAUAUAAAGAAUCCACCCAGUUCUGUCAGUGUUGCAGCAAAUCGAGCCAAUAUUAAGAUAAUGGUGCACCGUGUGAUCUAUCACCUUUUGGAGGAUGUGGGCAAUCUGAUCGUCACAAAUGCCCCGGGAACUCUAGAGACACAGGUUGCUGGGGAGGCCCAGGUGUUGAAUAUUUUUGAGCUGAAAGGAAGGAGCAAAGCCAAGGGGGAGGAUGUGAAGAUUGCUGGCUGCCGGGUGCUAGAUGGUCUUUUCACCAAGUCAUCAACCAUGAGGCUGUUGAGGAGUGGGGAGGUUGUUUUUGAAGGGUGCUGUGAGUCACUGAAGCGGGAAAAGCAGGAUGUGGAGACUGUUGGGAAGGGUCUUGAAUGUGGCCUGGUGAUACGUGAUUGUGAUGAUUUUCAGGUUGGAGACAUCAUCCAGUGCUUGGAGCAAGUUAAAAGGAAACCCAAAUUUGUUUCAUCAGAGAGCGGGGCUGUUUGGAUUGAGUGCUGAUUACUUACUGCCAUGAUGAUUAUAUAAUUUAUCUUUUGGUUAUACAAGGCUUACACUUAAUUUAAACAUGGUACACCCUUCCACUGUCAUAUUUUAGGAAAGAGAUCAAGGAGGGGAUGAUGAUGCUACAGUUCCUCAGAUUUUGUAGAUUGGGAGAGGUAUUUUUUCAGUUCUGACAUUCUUUAGAGGUUCUGGGAAAUCUGGCCUUUUAGAAGGCAUUGUCCUGUUUUAGGUUUUUCAAAUUUUUUUUUUGGGGUGGUGGAGGGGGUGCAAAAGAGAUCGGGCAAGGACAAGUACUUGUCGUUUUUGGCAUUUUCAGAGGUAUUUGAAGACAUCAGUUGAGGCAAGAAACCAAUUAAUAAUGUUAGUCGAGGAUGAUUUUAUUGUGUAUGAAUCAUGAGCAGUUGUAAAUAACAUUGAGAUGCCAAAUUAUUUGACUGCUCUCCUUUAAAAAACUUGCUCUAUAUUUUUUAA
Macadamia integrifolia is the source of this 3050-nucleotide messenger RNA. Its product is annotated as translation initiation factor IF-2. Gene Ontology annotation, molecular function: GTP binding; GTPase activity; translation initiation factor activity. The transcript is spliced from 9 exons. Lineage: Eukaryota; Viridiplantae; Streptophyta; Magnoliopsida; Proteales; Proteaceae. Gene Ontology annotation, biological process: translational initiation. The coding region runs from base 402 to 2576 and encodes 724 amino acids. The record is from RefSeq and is a predicted model, not a curated record.